GCAAUUAUUAAAAGUACAAAUAACAAAUUUGUGAUAUUCUAGUUAAUAGUUGUAAUCAUCACACUAUUUCUGCUUUGUGAAAAAACAGAGAGAACGAGGAAGAAUAAAAGAAUAAGAGGAAUCUAAUCGAUAACUAUACAUUGAGAGUAACAAGUUAACUCUGGUUAUCAUUAAAUAAAACCAUUAUUAUUUAAUAAUUCUUUUCAAAACUUAUCUGUCCGAAUGUUAAUAAACGUUCAAUUAGAUCCUAAUGAAAUGAAUAAACAGAUUACAUCGAAUGGAAUCACACCAGAAAUUAUAAAUAAUACUUCUAUUAAAAAUCCUAAAUUAUCAUCUUUCUCUUUAUCAUCUUCAUCAUCAUCAACAUCAUCAAUGUCUUCAUCACCUCUACCUAAUCUGUCAUCUUUAAAACAUGAUGAGAAUAAAAUUCCUGAUGAAAAUGUAAAGUUAAAUGUAUCUAACAAACCUACAGUACGAAAUAUUCUUGCAACUACACAUAAAAUACCAAUAUAUUAUUUAAGUCGUGGAAAUAAUUCACAAUUAAUUGAUACAGUUAUGACUGAAUUAGGCUGGAAACGUACAUUUGAUCGACAUGGAGAUUAUACACUACGUUGGACAGAGAACAGUAUUCAAAUUAAUUAUGGGAUAUUUAAAGAAGGUGAACAACUUGUGAACCAUAUACCGAAUUGUGGAUUGCUUACAAAUAAACUUGGAUUAUUAAUAAGUCUUCGUGAUUAUGAAAGACGAUAUCAAAAUAGAUUUGGACGAUUGCCUAUUAUGGUGAUGGAUGAUUUCUUUCCAAAAACAUUUAUUGUUGAUGAUCCAAAGGAACGAGAAGCUUAUUUUAAAUUACAAGAAAAUGAUGAAGCACCACAUAUGUGGAUAUGUAAACCAAUUGGUCAAAAUCAAGGCAAAGGUAUUUUUUUAGUAAGAGAUAUUGAAGAGUUUAAGGUACAUUUAAAAAAUCGAGAUGAUGAAGCACGUAAUCAGCCAUCCGGACUUUUACCAAGAAUAAUCCAAAGAUACAUCAUCAAUCCCUUAUUACUUGAUGGUUGUAAAUUUGAUAUACGAUGUUAUGUUCUUAUAGCCUGUACAAUGCCUUAUUUAGUAUUUUAUCAUCCUGGUUAUAUUCGACGUUCUGCUAAACCGUAUUCAAAUCAAGAUCAAAAUCUUAUAACACACUUGACUAAUCAGUUUGUUCAAAAGAAGGAUCCAGCCUAUGCAGAAAUAAAAAAUAACACAGUUUGGAGCUGGUCACAAGUUAAUGACUAUAUCAAUAAACAUUAUCAAGAAGAAAAAAAAUUACCAGUUGAUUGGACUAAAACAGUUCUUCAGUGGAAGAUUCAGAGAAUUAUUCAUCAUGUAUUUACUACAGUUAAAAAUAGAUUAGCCGCAAAAAUUGGAUUUUUUGAAUUACUUGGGUUGGACUUCAUGUUGGAUGAAAAUAUGAAAGUGUGGCUACUUGAAGUUAAUUCAAACCCAGCAUUACAAACUCAUUGCGAUGUAUUAAAAGAAGUUGUACCAGCUGUAGUGAAAGAUGCUUUACAUAUCAGUAUUGAAUGUUUUGAGAAAAGUCGUCAUCAAAAGUGUUUACUUCCACUACACGGUCUUGACAAUUUAUCUGCUUUCAUAUUUUGUCAACGAAGUAAUAGACAUAUGAGAACAAGUUUAGAUGAAGUGCCGAUUGUGAAUAAAAUCAGUGGUGAUUUAGGUGUACCAACUGGUUGGAAUCUAUUAUACAAUGAAUCACAAGCUGCAUUUCGUGCACGUUGGCCAAUACUCCAAUCAUGUAGUCUUCGUUGUUGGAUUCCACCUAGAUAUAAACCACCUAUUAUUCAGAAUAAUCCUAACUUACAACGGCCUGUUAAUGAUAGCAAUACUGAACAAAACAAGUUGAAUAGUGUAUCACUACAAACGUGUGGGUCAACAGGUGCAACCAACGAAAAUGUAAAUAUAUCAGCAUUUCAUACUACAGAUAUAGUUAAUUGUACUUUAAAAGAGCAAAAUACUUCAAAAAAUACUGUAUCUAAUCAAUUUUUCCAUCCACGUUUAUCUUUACCAGAAUACCGUACCUUUGGAUCCAGUUUAAGACGAUACCCUGCUACGCCUAAUACAAUUAAUAACAAAAUGUUACCAAAAAGAAAUACUUUGGUUAGACAAUCAUUACAAAAUUCAAAACAAACUAUUAAUUUACAAGAUAUCAUUGAGAAGAUUCCCCAACCAGAGUCAUUUAUUACUGUGAAACAACCUGAAUAUCAAAAUAGGACAAUCAAUACAAAUAGUAGUAAUAGUAGUAAUAGUAACGAUACUAGUACUAAGAAUAUUAGUACCAUUAAUAAUAAUUAUAAGGGUAGACGAAUAACUAUGAAUCAUGAAAAUCAAUCUAGAAAACAAAUAAUAUCUAAUCUAUACAAUUGUACAAAGAAUAAACAUGAUUUGGAAGUGUUCAGUGAAGAUGAAAUAUUAACUGGUAAACGAAAAACUAAAACAAAAUUAAAUUUAAUAUCAAUCCAUAGAGAACCUGUACAAAUCAAUAAAGUACAUUUAAUAACUAAUUCAGAUAUUGACAAAGUAUUCAAUACUACUACUAAUAAUAAUACUAAUAGUAAUAAUAAUAAUCUAAAAAAGUCAAAUGAUAAUAACAUAAAUAUGAUUCCACCAACUACACCGAAACAUAUUAAAUCAAGGAAUCAAUCAAUACGAAUUGAUGGAACAUCAGCUGAUCAUAUACAUAACAAUAUUGAUAAUAUUCAAAAUAAAAGUAUAUUAACUGGUAGACCUUAUAUUAAUCCAAAUAAACUACAUUGGAUUGAAUCAAACGAUUCAAAUACCCAUUAUUCAUUAGAAGACAGAGGAAGUUAAUAUAAACACAAGUUAUUUAGAACUAAUUUAUAGCCACUAUUAAAAACAAUGGUAUUCCAUGUUAUGAUCAAGAUUAUUACAAUUUUAUCUUUUAAUUUAUUAUUAACCAAUAUUUUCUAGUUGUUUGUUUGUUUGUUUAAUCUUUCAAUCGAUGUACUGUGAGCAAUUGUUUUCUUUUUCUUAUUCAUUGAGUAUCGCUUGUGAUGAAACGUGUCUGUUUGUUUAUUUAUUUGUUAUUUGUAAAUAAGUCUGUUGAUUGGUAUACAUGUAUGUGUGUAGUGCUGGUGGUGAUGGUGGCGGUGGUGGGAGGUAGGCCUGAGUCUAGGCAUUUAUUAUUUUAUUUUCUAUGUUAUUUUUGUCACUUCAAGAACAACAACAAACUAUUGUAUUUAACCAACCAUAUAUUUUCAGCCAGUAGUUUGCACUAUCUUAAAUAUGUAUAAUUGUUGAAUACGACAUAGAUUAUAGUGAAUAGUUCAAUUCAGUUAUUUUCUAUUCAUUUCUUGCUAGUUUUAAGCUAUAUGGAGAUAUACUGGUGAUAUACGGUGUUUAUAGUUUUGUGUGUGCAUGGUUAUAUUUACGUUGUGAAUUGAAAAGAUUAUAUUCAUCAUUUGUUUAUUUCAUCUCUUGGACACGUGUAUAUUAAAUAUGUCAUGUGAAUUCUUCUUCUUCUUCUUCUACUAC
This is a messenger RNA of Schistosoma bovis, 3546 nucleotides long. NCBI's taxonomy places the organism in Eukaryota, Metazoa, Platyhelminthes, Trematoda, Strigeidida, Schistosomatidae. The record is from the annotation of a GenBank genome assembly.